Molecule: messenger RNA, 9700 nt
Organism: Cinara cedri
Lineage: Eukaryota; Metazoa; Arthropoda; Insecta; Hemiptera; Aphididae
Source: the annotation of a GenBank genome assembly
CGAAUACUCGAAUGUUGAUUUGUGUGCGUAAUAGCUCGAAAACCUGUGUCGAAAGUCUCAAUAGUUCCAUCCUACUUAGGUUGUCAAUAUUUCCGACCGAAAUAAUUGUAUGAUAUCUGUUUAUCUGUAUUGUGACUAUUGUUGGAUUACGCGUUUUAGGAAGGCGAAACAAAUUAAUACAUAUAAUUACUCAUCUUCAUAUACACACACAUAUACAUAUAUAUAUAUAUAUAUAUAUAUAUACAUAUUUGAUAUAUAUUAAUUUCUGAGGUAAGUAUAACAACAAAAGGUUAUCAUUAAUUAUUUGGAGGACAGAGACGCUAUUUCUUACUGUUCAAAUCAGUUUUCUUACGAAACUUGAUUUUUCCUAAUAGCAUUGUAUAUUUUAUGUUAUAUGGUCUUGUAGCGAUUGUUAUAAACAGCUUCACUAACCUACUUUUUACAGUGUACUUUCUUGCUAUUAAACAUUACAAUUGUCAUUUAUCCAGCAGGUUUGCCAUGUCUGUUUUGAAUCAUACUUGUGAUGAUCAGCCUGAAUGUCCCUUGUGCAUGGAAGCAUUUGAGGUAGAUGACCUGAACUUCUUUCCAUGUACAUGUGGCUAUCAGAUAUGUCGCUUUUGUUGGCACCGAAUACGUACCGAUGAAAAUGGCUUAUGCCCAGCAUGUCGCAAACCGUACCCCGAGGACCCAGCCGAUUUUAAGCCACUUAGCCGAGAAGAAGUAGCAAAAUUAAAGGCAGAAAAGCGAUAUAAACAUCAACAAAAAAAGAACAAGAUUACUGAAGAUAGGAAAGUUUUAAACAACAUGCGAGUACUCCAAAAAAAUUUAGUUUUUGUUGUUGGGUUGCCUAAUCGGAUAUCGGAAGCAGAAGUAAAUAUUUAGAUGUUUUAAUUUACUAACUCUUAUUCUUUUCUCACUUAAAUAUACACUAUACAUUACCUUAUAUACCAUAUUAUAGGUACGUACCAUUUAAUUACAAUAAAUACAUACUUAUUAGUAAAUAAUACCACAGUUAUGUAGGUACACACACAAACAGUAUACAUUUAUAUUCCAUUAAUUAAUGUAAGUCUUAUUUUAUUUUUCCUAGACAGUUUACAAGUAGAUACCACCAAACUAAAUACAAACAAAAAAAUAUUAUUCAUAUUUGUUUAAUUUUUUGUGUUCAUCAAAUGUUAUUUUAGUAAAUAUUCCUUCUAAUUUAACUCAUGUACCCGCAUAAUUAAAAAUUGGUUAAUAUAUCACAUAUUUACAUUUUAAACUACUUAAAUAUCCAUACAAAUUAUUAUUAGAGUAGAAACGUAUUAUUAUAUAUAAGUAUGAUGCACCAAUGAUUUACUUAAUACAUCAAUACAUCAUAUUUUAUAGGAGGAUUUAAUAAUUAUAAAUAACAAACCUAACAAAAUAAUAUUUAAGAUAAAAGAAAAUAGUUGCAUUAUUUAGAAAAAUAUGCCUUAUACAUUUUUUUCGUUUUAAUACUUACUACACUAAAAAUGGAUGAUACUUUAAAACAAAUUUAACCAAUCUAUGUCAUUUGAUAAGUGAACUAAUAUUUAGAUAUAAUUAUCAUUUUCAAUAGACUAAUAAUUACUUAUUUAUUUAUUAAAAUUAAAAAUAAAUUAGUUUAUAGUCGCUAAGUAAGUUGAAUUUUUUUAAAAUUGAUUACCUAAUAUCUAUUAAUUUGUAUUUUAUGGUAUAUAAGUAGUUAGAUAAGUUUCAGAUAGUCAAUUAAAAAGAAUCUAAAUUUUUAAUUUAAAUUUGAAGUCUUAUUAUGAAAAUUGAAUAAAUAAAUCAAAUUAAACAUAUUAAAUUGUUCUCUUAUAUAAUUGCAGACGCUCAAAAAACAUGAAUAUUUUGGAAAAUUUGGGAAAAUAUUAAAAGUUGUUAUAAAUCAAAGUACUUCAUAUAUUGGCACACAGGUAAGUUAAUGUAGUAAAAUAUAGGCUCAACAUAAAUUAUUAUCUUGUUACAAUUAUAUUAAAUUUAUUUAGUUACUUGUACCUAAUUUUUAUAUUUUUUUAUUGCAUUGUUUAAUUAUUAACACACAAACAAAUUAUAUUUCAAUAUAUAUAUUUAACGUAAUCAUAUUAUGAAUUAUAAAUUCUUAGGGUCCGAGUGCAAGUGCUUAUGUAACAUACUCUAGAUGUGAAGAUGCGCUUAGGGCUAUACUUGCUGUCAACAAUGUCAUUAUAGAUAAUAGAGUAUUAAAAGCAUCAUUGGGUACAACAAAAUAUUGUUCAAAUUUUAUGAAGAAUCAGCCUUGUCCUAAAACAGAUUGCAUGUAUUUACAUGAUAUGGGUGAAUAAUUAAUUAUUUUAUUACUUACCUAUAAAAGAAAAAAACUAAUGGUAAAUAUAUUCUUUUUUUUUAUUUGCAGGAGAACCAGAAGCUAGUUUUACUAAAGAUGAAAUGCAGCAGGGUAAACAUCAAGAAUAUGAAAAGAAAUUAUAUGAGCAAUAUAAUGUUGUAUUAACGUACGUAACUAUUAUAAUAUUUUACAUCUAAUAUUUAUGUACACAUAAAUAUUUUAAAUCUUACUUACUAAUAGUAGAAGACCAGAAAAUUCUCCGCCUAUUCAAAAUUCUUCAGGUAAUAAUGGUGUCAUAGAAAAUUUGUCACAAAAUAAUAAGGAAUCUUGGCCUUCUCUUAAUAAUAGUAAUUCACGCAAUCAUUCUCCAGGUAACAUGAUAUAAAACUAUUAUUUUAUUUCUUAAUAACUAUUUAUAUAAGUACCAAUACAAAGUAAAUAGUUUUUUUUUUUUUACUUUAAAACUUAAAUGAUUUUAUUAACUAUAUUUUUUUCAAAAAUAAUUAAUAUUAUUUGUAUAUUUAUUCUUAAUUCUUAAAUUACCUAUUAAUAUACAUUUUUACACGCCUUAAUUAAUCUUAUUAUAUUUAGUUGAAGACGAUAGAUUAUAUGAAGUUGAAUUUAAUUUAACAAAUCAUAAUUCACAUUCUGAUAAAACUGUAGAAAAGAGCGAAUCUCACAAUGUUAAAAUCAAUGGACACAAAAAUAAAAAGAAAUCUAGUUCACCAGAAAAUAGGUUUGUAAUCGUUCUUCAUUAUUAAUAAAAAAAAAAAAAAAAAAAAAAAACUAUAAUAUAAAUUAUUUAUUAAUUUUUUUCUCAGGAAAGGUAAAGUGAAAACUCCAAGUUCUAUACCAUCAGCUGAAGAAGAACAAUUAAAUACUUUAGAAGGUGAAUGUACAGAAAAUAAAAGAAAUUUGAUUAAAGAAAUAUGGAAUACUGAACCAUCUCUUAGCAAUAAUCAAUCAGAAAAUGAUAUUCAAAAUGGUUUGUAUAAAAAAAUCAUUUGGUGUUUAUUAUAAUACUAAUUAUAUAUAAAAUUUAAUUGAACUUUUUCAUUAGAUUAGACAAUUAUUUCCUUUAAUAUUAGUAACUAGUUGUCCCACAAGUGCACAAGUGCUUUCCCUGUGCACAGUAUUUUAAAAAGAAAAAAAGUUGUUCUCUGCUUCUAUCCAUGACAAUGUAACAAUCAAAUUAACUAAUAAUAACUAUUUUUUUUUAUCUAUGUUGCAAAGUUAACUGUAACGAGCCUAACGUAGGAAUAGGAUUUUGAGGAAAAAUGUUUGAAAUAAACCAAACUCUAACUUAAGUUUAUAAAUAAUUAACAUAACAUAACAUAACACAAAACAAACAAACAUUAAAUUUCGUUAUCGAAAACUCUUGUUAGCUACCUUGAAGGGUUUGAAUUUCUGAAAAUCAGCUCUGAAGUGCACAUAAAUCUGUUUAUAUGUUUCUGUAUGUCAAUUUCAGAUCUCUGCAUGCAAUAAAUUUAGAUGUAGAUUGUGCACAGACAGGCAAAAACUAUCAUUCGCUUACACUUAUAAUUUUACUAUAAUAUAAAAUAAAAACAAAAUGUUUAAUACUAGUUAAAAAGAAAAAUUAUUGCUAAACCAUAAAUCACAACCACAGCUUUUUUUUAUUUUGUAUUAUUAUUAUUUUAAAUCAAAUAGUAUAUAUUAUUGAUAUGUGUAUUAUUUUUAUUGAGUGUGCGGUAUUCGUUUAAUCAGUUUUUUAUUUUUAUUUUUAUUAAUUGUAUUUUUAGAAUUAUUUGAGAAUUCACAAAAACCAGUUUCAAUAUUCGAACAAGAUAACAAUAAUUCAUUUUUCUCUUCAAAUUUUUCUAAAUUAACAAAUGGUAAAACCAGUCCUGGUAAGUUCUUUUGUUUUUACAUUAUUAAACAUUAUUUAUUUAUUAUCUAUUCUGUACAAUAGUAUUAAACAGUGAACCCGAUUGGAGUCCUCCAGUUAGUGCAAUUUUACCUCCAAUACCAGAUGUACUACCCCAAGUACAAACAUCUGAAGAUUGGCAAGCAGCUUUUGGUUUUUCAAAUAGUAGUAAUAAUUCACAGAAUAAUUAUCAGUCUUCAGAUAUAAAUAGAACAAUGGUAUUUUACCAGUAUCAAUUAAAAUAAAUUAUCAAUAAAUCACAUAUUUGUUUGGUACUUGUAUUGCAGUUAAAUUUACCUUCAGAUGAUGAAAUAUUUGAUCCACUUUCUGUUACACAACGUGCCCUUUCAGAAUAUAUGGAACAACAGAAUCAUCUUAAUAUGUAUCAAUCUAGACUUCAAAAUUCCGGGUAAGUAUAAAAAUAACUUAAUCUUAAUUUAAAUGCUUUCAUUAUUUAUGAAUUGUUGGUUUAAAGGUUUCCUUACUGCACAAAAUUAAUGGAUAAUCUACAUAUAAAUAAUACGGCUCCAACAAGAACAUGUUUACCGCCUCCUGGAUUUUCUUCGGCUCCAAAUCAAGUCAAUUCCUAUGGUAUCAGUAUUCCUCGUAACACAGGUAAUUUAAUAUAUAUUUUCUUUUAUUUAUAAAUUAAAACAAUUUCUGAUAGAACUUAAAAUCUAGUUCAUUUUAUAAAUUAAUUAUAGUAUGCUUAAUACUGGGAAAAACACCAUUUAUUGACAAAAUUGAUUUAAUUUGUUAUUUUAAUUCAGAAACAAUUGUAGAGUCCUGGUAUUUUCACAGAAUACUAAUAUUAGCUUUGGUACACGCAAUAUAAUUUCAAAAUAUAUUGGCUUUUUUUCUUGAAUAAUUUAUUUACUAUUAAAAAUUGUCGAGUAUUUUAAUUUACGUGGAUAAAAAAAUUUGGUCCUGUAAAAAAGCUCGAACAUUUAAUACAAAGUUAAGGUAAGUUGUUAAUGUUGUUUUUUUUUUUUUUUUAAUUGUUUUAUAACAUGGAGAUUGAGUGACGAAGCCAACCAUUUUAUUUUAUGUUAUUUUUGAAGUUUUUUGCAAAUAUGAAUUUUAUUGUAGUAAAUAAUCUAUUAUAUUAUUUAAUCAGUAGACAGUAGUAUCAUUGUGAGAUAUAAAUUAAUUUAAAAUAAAAUCCCUGGCAUUUGAUCAUCUGGCAUGUAGCACGAAAGCAUACUAAUUUUUUUUUAUAAUAUAUACAUCGAAUAGAACAAAAGUUGUUCAAGUAUCAGAUCAUCUAGGGAUACCCUGUAUAUAUAUAUAUAAUAAAAAUUACCAGAUUAAGGAGACUACUGUAGUUGGUAAACCCCUAGAUUAAGAAACACUGGUUAGAGAACAAUGAAGUGACCUCUGCUGCUACACAAAUUAUGUUUCACUAAUUUCCUCUACCCAAACUUAAAAGUGGAAUAUCUUAUCAACAGUUUGACAGAUUUAACAAAUUUCCAUACCAAAAUUUAAUGAAACUAAAAAAACAAAAUAAAAUAUAUAAAUUAAAAAAUUUAUAUAUAAAAAUGAAUAAAAGCGUUACCUAAAGUAUUAUAAGUGAAUUAUACAACCAGUUUCAAAUUAAAAAUUUAUCAUCAGGUAUAUCAAUGUCAAAAUGUAAAAUGCGACUCAUAUAUCACAUAAUACACUUAUCAUAAUACUCCAGGCAACACAUUUAUUAUUAUUUUAUUACAAAAUAAAAUGUCAAUUAUUUAUGAAAGUUUAGUUUUAGUAUAGGUUGUUAUUUGAUUUUCAAAUAGCAGUAGUGGGUGGUUUCAUCACAAAUAGUAGUAACAGUAAUGUUAAAUUCUAAGCUCCUUGUUUUUAAAUUGUCCUAAAAUAAAUAAAUUCCAAAAAAAAAUACAUACUUUCUGUAAUAAUAAGUAUUCUAUUCUUAUUUAUAUGCUCGUCUUAGAAUUGAUCACAAUCCAUAUUAAUUAUAUGACAUUUUUUUUCUAAAUGUGUUUACUUUAUCCCAAAAAAAUUAUGACAUAUUUAGGGUGUAUUUAAAGUUUUAGUUUUAAACUUGUUGACUUUUUAAAAUACAUUUAUAGUUGCAAUAAUAAACAAUAACAUAACACAAUGGUUUCAAAUAAUUAAUUAGGGGGGGGGGGUAAUACAAAGACAAUAAGGUAGGUUAUAUAUUUAUUUAGUUUAUAUUUGUAUACGAAGAUAAAUUAUUGCUAACUAAAAAAGAUUUGGAGCAAACUUAAGUGUGACAUAUUUUGAAUGCCAUAGUUUUUGGAGACUUUUGUCAAAAUUUGAUCUUAAAACGCUUUUGAAAAGAAAAAGAAACUAAUGUAUUAAACUCUGAAGUUGUUUUUUAGAUAAGUAUAACUUAUAAUGUACCUUGCUUUCAAUCUUCAAGCGUUUCUCUUAAAUCUGUUAAUUCUCCAAGUCCAACUAAAUAAAAAUACACAUUAAAAACAUGACAAUAUUAAAUAACUUUAAAUUGUUAGAAUGUUUUGAAUAUUUUCCCACGUUUACAAAAGACCAAUUUAAGUAUUUCAUAAAAACUACAAAUCUUUACUGCAAUGUUUAACCAAAUAACAAAAACCCAAAUACCGUACAUAAUACCAUGUUCUAACUUUUUUUACCGGUUUUCAAAUUUAUUAGAAAAACUGCAGAUUCUUAAUUUCAUACUUAAUCACAAACUAGACAAAAUUUUCUUCCAGAAAAUUAGCUUAUUUUGAAAUUAGGACAGACUUCUGGUAGAAAAUUUUAAUUAAUAAAAUUGUUACUCCAUAAUUUGAAAAAAAUCAUAUUUUUGUCUUUUUUGGUUUCAUCUAAUUAUUAUUAAAAAUACAAAAUAGAUUUAUUUUUCAUAUGGAGCCAUAUUUCCGGUAGAAAACAAGUUGCAAAAUUUAAAAACAAUUAUAUCAGCUCUCCGUAAAUAUUUGCCAUUGUACCAAUAAUUUUCUUUCCAAUUUUUUCCCAAUUAUGAAACCCCUUGAAAAAUCAGAAAAGAUUACUCUCUAUACAUUGACGCAAUAUUCUGGUAGAAAAGUGUUUACAGAUACAAAAAAAAAAAUCUACUUCAUAGUAAAACUAAUAGAUCCCUCACCCUACGCUUCGAAUUUACAAAUUACUGUGAAAUAUUAUGGUUUUAGUAGUAAAAAAUUAUAAUACUAUACAUACUGCAUACAGCCAAUAUAAUUAAUACAAUGACUGAUACUCAUGAAUGAAUGAAUUUCCUAUUUAUUUUCUUGUUCAAAGUUUUGUAAUUUUGCUAUGUUGACUAGACUGAGAUAAUAAAUUUAAGUAAAGUGCCUUCUAAAGUAUAGAUUUGUACAGAGUGAUAAACAUAGUGUAAGACGCUCAUUAUCUCAGAAAGUAUUACAUCUUUUCAGAAUUGACUGUUGUAUCCGUAUUUGUUUUCACUUGUAAUAUGAGAUGUUACAAAAGAAAAACAAGAUAGCACCCUGGUUUCUGAUGUUUGCAAAUCAUAUGGUUUUGGUAUACAAGGGUUUACAAGUGUUAGUGACCAAACUUGAAGAUUAAAAAAAUAGGUUUGGAUUAAAACGAAAGUUUUAAAUUUCAAGUUUGCAUAAGGUAAAUGAAAGUAAUUGUAAAGGUCAUUAUGGAUAAAAGAGAAAUUUUAUAUAAAGGUUGUUUGGUAAUUAUUGAUACAUGAUUAUGAGUGUUGGGCAAUAAUGUGUUAAAAUGAGCACGAUUGAUGUUUAGUGUGAUCUGCAGGAUGUAUAGUAUGAGGAAUGAAUAUUAUAUAAAAUUUAACAGGUAUAGCAGAAAAUAAUAGAUCCAUUUUUAGAGAAGGAUAAACCAUGAGAUAAUCAAGAUGAUAGAUGAAUUUAGUGUGGUAGAUAUCUGGAAAGAGGUAGGCCCGAAAAAAAAAGUAACUAUUAGAUAUAUGAAGCAGUCAAAUAUAUAUGAAAUGUAAAACAAAUAAUAUUCCCAAUCCACAGUUUUUCCCUCCUGAUUUUUGCACUGAACGUUUGUACAGAUCUUACUUCACUUCGUAAUUCUUACUUUCUUGGUCCUGGUGGAAUUUCUGCACGCUUCCUCUAUAGAUAUUCAUUGGAUAAAGGAAUUUUUCCUUCUGUAUCUAAAACUAACUCCAAUUUUCAAAUCAAUUAUCCACUAUAGUAGCCUCAAUCUUAUACUAAUCUCACAUCAGCAUGGAUUAGCAUGACCAAAGAAAUCAACUAUUACCUAUAGUGUAUCGUUUCGUUCUUUUAUAUGUGACUGUAUUAAAAAUUAUUUUUUAAUUUCACAUUAUUAUACCCGAAUUUUCCAAAGCCUUUGAUUUUGUUUAUUUUGCUUUCUAAAAAACUUAUGAAUUUAAAAAUUGGUAAUUUUGUCUUGGCUAAAUUCUUAUUUCUUAGGCAAAACACAAUUUGUUAAAAUUAAUAAUACUCAGUCUAAUAUAAUUGAAAUUCCAUCUAGGGUUCCUCAAGGUGGGCAUCUUAGUUCUCUACUAUUUUACCUGUUAUUAAACUCCAUUUCUGCAAACAAAAAAAGUUCUACUAGUUCGACUAUUACCUCAUCUAUGAUGUCCUUCAAAUUCAAACUCUCUUCUCAGUAAGGUAAAGACGACCAGCGGUUUAAAAGAACCAAUAAACCAUUGAUUCUCUUUGAUUCUCUAGGAUCUUCUGGAAAGUCUUUUAAAGUUCCCUCAUAUUCAAUGAGUAACCCAUUACGUUAGCAUUACAUAUACCCGUUAACUUCUAUUCUCUAUCCCUAGUCACACCAUUUUUUACUGUCAUAAUCACUCCUUCAAUCGCAUGCUCAAAGCCUAUACUCCCUGAGUUACUUGUAUUCGUAUUUUGUUUAUUUUUUCUAUUGUUAUAUUCAUACAUGUAUACUUUAAGUUUAAAAUAUAAUAUUCUCUUGUCACAUUGUCAAUUCUCAUUUGGCGUUUAUUUUUCCAAAUAAAUAAAUAAAUAAAUUACAAUUUUCACAAUAAUUAAUUUUCUAUUUUUUGUGUACAGGUAACACUAAUAAAUUGCCUCAAAAUAAUCCAUUUGCAUUACAACAACAAUUACGUCAAUCAUCUUCACAUAGUGAGUCUAUACUAAAAAAAAUUAAAUUAAUUUUAUAAAUAAUAAACAAUUGAUGUUAUUUAGAUUUAGAUUGGUCUUCGAUAGAUCCAGCAAUAGUUACAGCAACACCUCAUUGCAAUUUAUAUACAACACCACCACCACCACCUGGUUUUAAUAUGAGACAAGCAUUUGAUUCAAAUCUAUGGUUGUUUAACAACCUUAUUUAAAUGUGCCUUUACCUCCAUGUGAUAUUUGCGCAAGAAAACAAAUAGUAAUGGCAGACUCUUUUAUUUUAAUUUGGUUUGUAUUUUAUAAACAUUUUAUUUUUUUAUUUUUCUAUUUACAUUUUUUUAAUUUUACCUAUUUGUUUUUUUUUUUUUACAGAUCAUGAUUACCUAACAAAAAAGUCCCAUGCAAUAUUUUAAUAUCAAUAAAAUACAUAAAUGAGUUGUUUAUGAUUCAAAAAAAUAAAAAUUGCCAAAAAUUUAUUAUUAAUAC